Laccaria bicolor S238N-H82 is the source of this 225-nucleotide messenger RNA. RefSeq lists its product as uncharacterized. The coding region runs from base 1 to 225 and encodes 74 amino acids. The transcript is spliced from 3 exons. NCBI's taxonomy places the organism in Eukaryota, Fungi, Basidiomycota, Agaricomycetes, Agaricales, Hydnangiaceae. The record is from RefSeq and is a predicted model, not a curated record.
AUGACAACAACUCUCCCCUGCUCGCGCCUCUCACCAGAUACCUACAGAACAAGUGACCUGCAGCAGCUUGUCUCAAACAAUGGCCUCAUGCCGGCGUUCAGCACUCUACUACUCGUGAUUUAUCAUUUUGCGCCCUCAGUCGCCUCAAUGCUUGCUCAAUGCAGGCUUUCGCUGAUGAGAAUGACGGCAUAUGAGGUGUUCGUCAUCUCUCGUGCAGACUGCUAG